AUGGCCGCACGUACCGCGCUGUCGUCUGCUCAAAAGAAAUUGUUCGGGCGGUCCCGGGCCAGCCGCAGGCCACCAGGCUUGCGAAAAACGAACAUGCAUUCAAGCAAUCCCGGACCAGUGGGCGUAGCUUCCAGUUGGUCCCCGAGAAAAACGAAUGCGGCGCCGUCCGGGGCCAUCCGGGACGUCGUUGACACGAGCGAAUAUGCGAGGAACGGCGACUUUGCCCCGUCGCGUAUCGAAGCGCAGGCAGAAGCAGUAGAAGUCGUCUGUAACUCGACGACUGAAAACCCAGGCAGUGAAGUGGCCCUUAUGACUAUGGUGGGCCCUGAAGUCCAGGUGACGCUCACCAAUGACGUCGAACGACUUCAGCGCAGACUCGCACAGCUCCAACCCAAAGGCUACAUUAAUUUUGUGGCAGCUGUCCAUCUUGCCCGUGUGAUUCUCAGGAAUCAAAGAGAGAAAAACCGCAAGAAGAGGAUUGUUAUUUUUGUUGGAAGUCCAGUCUGCACCACUCCUGAAGAGCUCACAGUACUUGCUACACUAUUGAAGACAGAGAAAGUGCAUGUGGAUAUUGUGAACUUUGGGGAAUAUGUGGAAAACUAUGGGCAGCUGACAAUUUUCACCAGCAUUCUUAAUGGAGAUGGUACCAGCAGCUCAUGCCUGGUGACAGUGCCAGCAGGCAAUAUCCUCAGCAAAGUGGUCGCUGGCAGUGCAAUAGUCCAAGGUGAAAAAAGCCGAAGAGACCCCAACUUUUAUCUUGAUUUUGAAGAUGAUGAUCCAGCUUGGCUUCUGGUCUAUAACAAGUUGAUGAAUGUAUUGAAGUAUCUCAAGAUACAAUUGGCAUGUACCGUAUAG
This is a messenger RNA of Rhipicephalus microplus (southern cattle tick), 855 nucleotides long. Its product is annotated as 26S proteasome non-ATPase regulatory subunit 4. Lineage: Eukaryota; Metazoa; Arthropoda; Arachnida; Ixodida; Ixodidae. Gene Ontology annotation, molecular function: polyubiquitin modification-dependent protein binding. Gene Ontology annotation, biological process: proteasome-mediated ubiquitin-dependent protein catabolic process. The record is from RefSeq and is a predicted model, not a curated record. Gene Ontology annotation, cellular component: proteasome regulatory particle, base subcomplex; cytosol; nucleus.